AUCUAAUAAAAAAUAAUCCACGCAAAGUUGUGUGUGCAAUACUCCACUCCUCUCUUAUUUUCGAAUAUUCAAUAUUCGAUCCUCCAACGUGUAUUUUCCAUCGUAGAACAUUCGGUUAUCGCGUCAUCUUCCAAUGUAGCCUUUCUUUAACUGGAAAAAAAAGCAAAAUAUCGUUGCGAGUGCAUUGCAAUUUUCAAAGAAGACGCAUAGAACUUCAUUGCCUUAUUGUCAAUAAAAUAGCCAACCAAUUUCGGCUUUAUAAAUCUAGUUUCGUGUGAGAAUAUAAUCUAGGGAAUUUUGUCGUCCGACAUUAUCAGCUGAUAAAAACCCCCAGACAACAGUGUUAUUUUAUUUUCCUAGCAUAAAUUUUUAUUUCACAGUGUUGCUUUCGUUUAGUUAUCGCGUAUUUGUUUUUUUUUGUGCAUAUCUGUCGCGAUUUCGCGACCAAAAACGAGAGGCAAACUGUUUCCGAGUUAAAGAAUCGUGGGCGUAGUACGGGCCCGGAAAAACCGAACAUCAGUGGCAAAGGAAGAAGUGUUGACGUGGGAAAUGUCGUGGCUCAAUGACGGCCUUUCCCCAGCCAUUCUUACGCAUUUAAAAGGACAAAUUAAGAAUUUUACCCAAGAAGUCCUUUCUGACGGCAUUAUUAGUGAAACUGAUGAUCGUUCAAAUAAUUUGGAACAAACUAAUGAAGAAUGCGAUCGAUUGCAGGCGUUGCUCAAUUCCAAAGACGAAAUUAUAUCCGUACUGCGGAAGCAGAACAGUGAGUUGCAGAGAGACGCUCACGAGUUCCGGACCAAGGCUAAUAAUUCCGCAAAUAAUGGAUCGGGGUUGGAGGAGGAAGAGAACGACGGAGCUUUCUUUUGGGAUCCGCCGCCGAAGAAUCGGGAUGCCAAAACCCAAACGAAAAUGCUGCAGGAGCAGUUGGGUCAGGCCACCUUGAGGAUUCAUGAACUCCAACUCCAACUCGAUAGCUUACGAAAGUUGAACUCGUCGAAUGCGAAGGAUGAUGCAAAUUUCAAAGACGAAGGACCUUCGGCAGAGAAGUCGGAAGCCUUGCGUGCGAAACAGGAUCUGACGAACAGCGUUAUACAAUCGAAUGAAAAGCUUUCAGAUGGCGAAAAGUCUGAUUCUGAAGAAUUUGAUGAGAGGGGCAAGUUGCAUUGUACCAGGGAUAAAAUGCAAAUGAGGGCCGCACAGGAUCGUGAGAAUGAAUUGCGUCUAAAGAUCGAUGAGCUGGAAGCGGAAAAUGAGAAUCUCUCGAUGAGCAUGGAGGAGCUGGAUAAGCAGAAUGCCGUCAAUUUAGAACGUGUCUUGGCAAUAAAAGAAGAAAUUCAGAGAAAGCAUCAGUCUCUUCAAAGUGCGUACGAAUGCUUGUAUGUCGAGCACAACGAAGCUCUGUCGAAACUCGAUAAUCUUCAGUAUCGGAAGGAAGAACAAGAGGAAGAAUUAGUUAAACUUCAAAGGUCAUUGAUUAAAGAGACGUCAGAUUCUAUUGUCCAAACAGCUGGACUUUCCAAGAUCGACCAAGGAACGGAAAUGUAUUUGAACUUGGAAGACAAGCAGACCGAAGUUGAUUUGGAAGUUGAUCAGAAUUUGAGUAUCGAAGCCGAGAUUAAAAAGGUCGUGGAUAUUCUUGAUAAUGUUUCGUUUAAGAUUGCCAGCGAUAAUAAGAGCCAAUCGAUAUUUAUAAGCUUGGCGAAAGAGUUUGUCGAUUUGAAGUUACGAUACGAAGCAUUAGAAUGUCAAUUUAUCAAGCAAAAUACCGAGCUCACGGAGAUGCAACAAGUGCGCAAAUCAAUGGAGAUGGAUCGCGAAAAUAUGCAAGAAAAAAUCGAGACUUCGUGUACGGAAAUGGAACGAACGAAGGAUUUACCAUAUCAGCUGAAAGCGAGCGAAGGGCGCGUUUUCUCACUCGAGAAAGAGAUUGAAUGCUUGGAAGAAAGGAAUCGAGCGCUGCAUCAAUCCGAAUUGGACGUGUACACGAGGUUGGAUUCCGUCGAGAUCGUUAGCCAGGAAAGUGAUAAUGUUGACAUAUCCAAGUCCGUGGUACGGUCGGAAGGGAAAUUGAUAAGCGGCGAGAUAAAGGACACCGAUGACUUCUUGCGAGCUGAUUUCGAUGAAAAUACCAAGCUAAACUACACCAUUGAGAUUUUAAAAAGUCAGCUCGAAGAAUCAUCAAAAAUCAUAGAUAUUAUGGAGAAAAUGAAAUUAGAGAUUGAAUGCGCUAAUCAGCAGAUAGACAAGGCACCUAUCCACUCGGAGAUGAAUAAUGUUAGCGAGAUAACAAACAGCGGUGGCGAUACGAGUGAAAUGAAGGAUACUAAGGAUCUACUCGUGACUCUCAUGAAUCUUUACGAGAAGAUCGAUAGCAAUAUUAUAAGAUGGAAGAGUAUUGAUACAAAGUGUCAAAAGGUGAUUGCAGAUGUUGAAGAGCGACAGGAGAUUAUUUCAAAUGAAAAUCGCACCGCUAAUAAUACUACAAUGUAUACCGAUGAUUAUGUUUCGUCGUUAGAGAAUGAGAUUAAAGUGCUGAGAGAUGCGUUACCGACGAUAGAGUGCCUGCAGGAGGAGAAUAAAAAAGCAAAUGAAGAAAUUGAAAGAUAUUGUGCGCGAGAGAAGUUACGAGACGCCGAAAUCAAUGCGCACAAAGAAUUAAUUGUAAAAUAUCAAACUGAGCUCGAGCAGUUGAAAACUGUCGGGGAUGAGAAUCAAAGCUUGAGAUUGAAAUUAAAUAAAUUAUCGGUGGAAAAAUGCGAUGCCGAGGUUAAUACGGAUUCUUUAGAGACGGAAGAUACGCGUAUCGAUGACCCAUCGUUAACCCAUAAAGAGCACUUGCAGCUUCUUAGUGAAAUGAGCGAGAAAUCGAAAGAGAUCGAGAGUCUUAGAGCGACGGUUGCGAGAGAUAAGGAGUCGGCUUUAAUGGCACGGGAAACGGUCGAAAACUUGUCACAAUUAAUAAGCUCGAAAGACGAGGAAAUAAUUAAGAUUAAUUCGUCCUUCAAUACAUUAAAUAACGAGCGAGAGGAGCUCAUUAAGCUUGUGCAAGAGAAGCACAACGAAAGCCUUAAAUAUCACUCGGAAAUUCAGAGACUUACGCAACUAUUGCACGAACAAACGACUAAGCUGCAAAAGCUCAAUGCGGAGAAUGAUGCGAGCUUGGCGACAUUACAGGAGAAGGAGGAGCAGCUAUUGUGGGCGCAAAACGAGCUGCAGGUAAUCAAGCAAAGACUUCAAAAUAUCGAAAAGUCAAAUAAUUACGAGGAUCGUUGCGGCAUCGCUGAUCACACCCUGUUGAGCAAUCAAGUUUCUUCUCUAGAGGAAAAGAACAAAGUAAUGGAGGCUGCGAUUAUUCAAGACCAGGCGAACAUCAGAUAUCUCCAGAUGCAAUUAACCGAGUCUCAAAGCAAGGAGGCAAUCGCCCUAAAGGAAGUCGAGAGGUUGAGGAAUCAUCUUGUUGAAAUGGAGGCAAAUUAUAUGGAAGAGGCCUUGCAAUCCGAGGAAAUACAGAAGAAGUUGGAAUCGCGGCUGAUGCAGGUGGAAGAGACGUUGAAGAAUAGUUCGACCAUGUAUACGUCAGCCAGUAUAAGAGCCAAUCAACAGGUGGAAACUCUGCAACAGCAGCUUGCACUAAUUGUUCAACAAAGAGAUGAUCUUCAAAAUAAGAUUUCAUUCGCGGAUGAUAAAGUUUUGUCUUAUACGGCGUCGCUCACGAAUUUACAAUUAGUUUUGGAACAAUUUCAAAGAGAUAAAGAAAAGGAUAUUCAAAUUGCAAAAGAGAAACUUCACGCUCAGCUUCAGGAUUCUUUUAAAAGACAGGAGGAUCUUUCCAAUGAGAUUACGAAUCUAAGAGAUCAAUUGACAGAAGCUAAAGAAUGCCUGUGCGCGGCCUCGAGAUUGACAGAUCAAUUAGAAAGGAAGUCUGAGCGCAUCGAGCAACUCAAUCAAGAAGUAAAUAGAUUAACCGAGCUUGUGAACACGGCUGAUCAAAGAAUCGAGAGUGCAAAUAAGAGCGGCGAAGGAAAAGUAGACAGAUCGCUUGUUAAAAAUUUAUUGCUCGGUUAUAUAUCAUCACCAUCGAACGACAAAAUAUCGGUUCUGCGUGUAUUUGCCAAUGUUCUUGACUUUAACGAAACAGAACGUGGAAAUUGUGGCCUAAAUGGUGCUACCGUUAAAAAUGGAUGGUUCUCAGCAGUAACCAAUAAUAGCCCUUCCACUUCCAAUAAGGGACAGGACACAUCGUUAUCAUCGGCAUUUGUUAAAUUUUUAGAGAGCGAGUCCCAGCCAAAACCACAAUUGCCAGCUUUACCAAUAUCAAAUUCGGCUAUCGGUAGACCGGCUCAUAGUAGGCAACACUCAUCUUCCUCGACUCAAUCGACACUGUUGCUGUCGAAUGUCACGCUCCCAACGUUCCCGGACUUUGUUCCAGCCAGAAACACGGGAUCGAUAUUAAAAGAAGUUCUUAAAGAUAGCUGAUAUUGAGCUUUACAUUGUUAUAAUUAAAUAACAUUUAUCGUAUGUCGAAUUGAUUCUAUCUUAUUUGCAAAAGAUAAUUUUUUAAAUACUUGUAAGAUACUAUUCCUGUAAUUAUAAAUGCUCUUAACCGAAAUACCU
Messenger RNA from Ceratosolen solmsi marchali, 4614 nucleotides. RefSeq names its product thyroid receptor-interacting protein 11. Gene Ontology annotation, cellular component: Golgi apparatus. Gene Ontology annotation, molecular function: small GTPase binding. Gene Ontology annotation, biological process: Golgi organization; endoplasmic reticulum to Golgi vesicle-mediated transport. The transcript has 13 exons. The record is from RefSeq and is a predicted model, not a curated record. The coding region runs from base 550 to 4476 and encodes 1308 amino acids. NCBI's taxonomy places the organism in Eukaryota, Metazoa, Arthropoda, Insecta, Hymenoptera, Agaonidae.